Chenopodium quinoa (quinoa) is the source of this 2515-nucleotide messenger RNA. Its product is annotated as dicarboxylate transporter 1, chloroplastic-like. Gene Ontology annotation, cellular component: membrane. The transcript is spliced from 3 exons. The record is from RefSeq and is a predicted model, not a curated record. Bases 372 to 2057 code for a protein of 561 amino acids. Gene Ontology annotation, biological process: transmembrane transport. Gene Ontology annotation, molecular function: transmembrane transporter activity. Lineage: Eukaryota; Viridiplantae; Streptophyta; Magnoliopsida; Caryophyllales; Amaranthaceae.
UGAGAACAAACCCUAAAUUUACUAUUGUAUCAUUAAAGAAGAGAAAAAAAAAUAAUAAAAAUUCCAAAAUGACCUCUUAUAUACUUGUGAAACAUAUAGACCAUAUGCGCCUAGAUGUACUCUAAAAAUUGUCUAAUACGAGUUUUAAAGCAUACAAGUUCAUAGUCCACUCACUAUAAAGUUGAGUAUAAAAAUAAAAAGAGAACUAACUCAGAAAAUAUCGCCUCACCUCACUCUCCACCAUAACCGCACGAUCAAAAUCCAACGGCUAAGAUUUCUCUUCAAACCGUUGAAAAUCACCACCUUUUAAAUCAAACAAAAAUUACCAUUUCUUUCUCUCUCCAUUCUCUGCAACUCAGAAGCUUUCAACAAUGGCGUCAAUGGCUCUGAGUUUAACCUCUUCCACUACCUAUUCUCUCUCCUUCAGAUCUCUUCCUUCUCUCAAACCCAUCUCUAAAUCUCACCCCUCCAUUUCCCUCCCUUCCAUCAGAUCCAACGCUCUCAAAUCCUCCUCCUCCUCAUCUUCUCACUCUCACAAACACUUUCUCUCUCCUCCUUCUCUUCUUCCUCUUCCCAACACUCUCAAAUUCAAACCCAUUUCAUCUUCUGCAACAAACCCACCUCAAAUUCAACCUCAACCAUGGCAGGGAGCUUCAAUCAAACCCUUAAUCGCAUCAAUUUUAACUGGGGUUAUAAUCUGGUUCAUCCCAACCCCAGAAGGUGUUUCCAGAAACGCAUGGCAACUCCUCGCAAUCUUCCUUUCCACCAUUGUUGGAAUCAUCACUCAACCUCUUCCUUUAGGUGCAGUCGCUUUAAUGGGGUUAGGUGCUUCAGUUCUUACCAAAACCCUAACAUUUUCCGCCGCAUUUUCCGCUUUUGGUGACCCAAUUCCAUGGUUAAUCGCGCUCGCUUUCUUCUUCGCUCGUGGGUUCAUCAAAACUGGACUCGGCAAUCGAAUUGCGUACCAAUUUGUGAAAUUAUUUGGGAGUUCUUCAUUAGGGUUAGGUUAUAGUCUUGUUUUUAGUGAAGCACUUUUAGCACCUGCAAUUCCAUCUGUUUCUGCAAGAGCAGGUGGGAUUUUCUUACCAUUGGUUAAAUCUUUGUCUGUUGCUUGUGGGAGUAAUGUGGGAGAUGGAAGUGAGAGGAAAUUAGGGGCUUGGUUGAUGUUAACAUGUUUUCAAACUUCUGUGAUUUCAAGCUCUAUGUUUUUGACUGCUAUGGCUGCUAAUCCUUUGAGUGCAAACUUAACAUUUAACACUAUUGGUCAGGCAAUUGGGUGGAUGGAUUGGGCGAAAGCCGCUUUCGUUCCCGGGUUGGUUUCUUUGAUUGUCGUUCCUUUGCUUUUGUAUGUGGUUUACCCUCCUGAGAUCAAGACUAGUCCUGAUGCGCCUCGCCUUGCCAAGGAGAAGUUGGAUAAGAUGGGUCCUAUGACCAAGAAUGAGUCUAUAAUGGCUGUUACUUUGCUACUCACGGUGGGAUUGUGGGUUUUCGGAGGAGCUUUGAAUAUUGAUGCAGUCACUGCUGCAAUUCUUGGAUUAUCUGUGCUGCUCAUUACUGGUGUUGUCACCUGGAAAGAGUGCUUAUCAGAGUCGGUGGCUUGGGAUACCCUUACUUGGUUUGCUGCACUUAUUGCCAUGGCUGGUUAUCUCAAUAAGUACGGUCUCAUUUCUUGGUUCAGUGAAACUGUGGUCAAGGUUGUUGGUGGUUUAGGCCUUUCAUGGCAGAUGUCUUUUGGUAUUCUAGUUCUUCUUUAUUUCUACUCUCACUACUUCUUUGCUAGUGGAGCUGCACAUAUAGGUGCCAUGUUCACGGCCUUCUUGUCAGUUGCAAGUGCGCUAGGGACACCACCUUUUUUGGCAGCCAUAGUUCUUUCAUUCCUCUCCAAUCUUAUGGGUGGCCUCACUCACUACGGUAUUGGUUCAGCCCCAGUUUUUUACGGUGCUAAUUAUGUUCCCCUCCCGCAAUGGUGGGGAUAUGGUCUCCUCUGCUCAAUAGUCAACUUAAUAAUCUGGCUCGGAGUUGGAGGCAUUUGGUGGAAGGCGAUUGGAUUGUGGUAACCUGAUGGUGCUCAAAGAAUUCGCUGACCCUGCAAUUCAGUAGUUCUCGCAGAUAUUGCUUAUUAUAUACGAGUUCCUAGAGGUAGCCUCUGAAUUUUUGUUUACGAUUUUUUAUUUAAAGAAUAUUUAUUUCCCCACAUUGUCUCUGCGAAUUGGAACAGAUAAAGAAAUAUGAAGAGCCAUAGUAGUUCAACUUUGUUGUACUGCCACUAGAAAUACUUUUAAUUCCUUACAGAUUGAUUGCUUUUCGAAAUUUUGGUAAUGUAAAAUUGUAAAGUACUUGAUGCCUUUCUACAAGGCAUCUAAGAACAAACCACCCACCUCCCUCCUUUCCGCGAUGAAUCCCUUAACCGUGGAUGUUGAAGGCUGGUGGUAUUACCUACUGAGCCAACCACAAUUUCUAACUGAUUGGCUUUUUGAUAGUCAUUAAAUAUAUAUUCUGAUCAUUAUUCACUCAA